AUGACGACUAACGACAGCCCCUCCAAACCCGUCUCGGUCCGGCCCCGGCUCGACUCCUCCAAGAGGAGCAGCUCAUACCUGCAGGAAUUCCAGCAGUACCGUCCUCCCAACAAGCCCGAGAGCAGCUUUGGCAUCGACACCGUUGUCGAGGAUGCCUCUGCCGCGAGCAGGACUCCCGCUGUCACUGCUGCUGCCGCCGCUGCCGUGAGCACCAGCGCCAAUGCCAAUGCCAAUGCCAAUGCCAAUACGCCCUCGCCUCCUCCCGCCUACCGAGGCGUCCCAUCGCCUGACAACCCGCCCAAGGUCGUCGAGAGCGGCCUGAACCACGACCUGUCGCAUCCCAACUGCGCACCACCACCCGGCGCCUCCUCGCAGAAGCUGGUCGCCACGCUGUUCUACAAGACCAAGAACCAGCGCAUCUCCAACAAUGCCAUCCCCUCGCCCCAGGCGCCGGCGUCGCCAACGCAACAGCACAAGGGACAGCCGUCCGCGCCGCACUCCGAAGGCUCCGACAUCCCCGCCAACAUGGCGCCGACCACCGACCCCGAGUCCUUCCCCCUCGAGCCGCCCGCCGCAGAGCCCGAGCCCCUCGACCACCUGUACGGCUCGUACGUGUCGCCGCUGUGCGUCACCUCCUUCCUGCACCUCAUGUCGGGCUUCCCGCUGCCGCCCGGGUCCGAGAACAUGACCUCGGCGCACCGCUGCCUCGACAACAGCGAGCACCCGCUCGUGGUGGAGCUGACGCUGUCGCCGGCCCCGGCCCCGAGCUACCUGGAGCUGGCGGACCUGCGCAAGCACGAGCUCAUCUACCGCUUCGAGCGCGAGUGGAACGUCGACGUGGCCCUGCAGCGCGACCUGCUGUGGCGGCGGCACCCGCGGCUGGUCGUCUUCGACAUGGACAGCACCCUCAUCACGCAGGAGGUCAUCGACCUGCUGGCCGCCACGAUCAAGGACCCGCCCGACCUGGCCGCCCGCGUCGCCGACAUCACGCACCGCGCCAUGCUGGGCGAGCUGCAGUUCGAGAGCGCCUUCCGCGAGCGCGUCGCCCUGCUCAAGGGCCUCCCCGAGACCAUCUUCGAGGAGCUGCGCGCCGUGCUGGACGUGACGCCCGGCGUGCGGCCGCUGGUGCGCGCGCUCAAGAGGCUCGGCGUGCGGACCGCCGUGCUGAGCGGCGGCUUCCAGCCGCUGACGGCGUGGCUGGCGUCGGAGCUGGGCAUCGACCACGCGCACGCCAACGAGGUCGUCAUCGAGGGCGGCAGGCUGACGGGCGAGGUCGCGGGCGUCAUCGUCGGGCGCGAGCGCAAGGCCGAGCUGCUGGCGCAGAUCGCGGCCGCCGAGGGCAUCGACCUCAGCCAGGUGGUCGCCGUCGGCGACGGCGCCAACGACCUCAAGAUGAUGGCCACCGCCGGCCUGGGCGUCGCCUGGAACGCCAAGCCCCGCGUGCAGAUGGAAGCCGGCGCGCGGCUCAACGGCGACAGCCUGCUGGAUUUGCUGUACCUGUUUGGCUUCACGAGGGAGGAGAUCGAGAUGUUGUCUGCAUAG
Messenger RNA from Diaporthe amygdali, 1542 nucleotides. RefSeq names its product phosphoserine phosphatase. Gene Ontology annotation, molecular function: magnesium ion binding; L-phosphoserine phosphatase activity. Gene Ontology annotation, cellular component: cytoplasm. The transcript has a single exon. The record is from RefSeq and is a predicted model, not a curated record. The coding region runs from base 1 to 1542 and encodes 513 amino acids. Gene Ontology annotation, biological process: dephosphorylation; L-serine biosynthetic process. Lineage: Eukaryota; Fungi; Ascomycota; Sordariomycetes; Diaporthales; Diaporthaceae.